AUGAAUGCCAGGGUAACGACCACUGACUCUGCUCUGGACCUUUCUGUCCUCAGCGACGCAUCACCCCCUUACUCGCUGCCGCCCCCUCCAGCACCGCAUCCAACUAUCGUGAGCCCAUUGACUCCAGAUAUACUGGCUCUGCCUGCUAGUGUCCUCACUUUGCCGGGCUCUGAUAAGGUUCCCUUCCAUAUUUCAGCCUCAGGUAUAGAACCCUACCCGUCUUCAGAUAGACGCCUUUAUGUAGGUCAUCUUGUCCUGGCAAACUUUACCGCUGAGCGUGUCAACGGCAGUCUCGUGUUUAGGCAUUUGCCGCUGACACUGGAUCAGGUAGGUCUUACCGCUACACUUUCUCAGCGUGUCGUGCUAGACCACUGA
Molecule: messenger RNA, 375 nt
Organism: Dibothriocephalus latus
Lineage: Eukaryota; Metazoa; Platyhelminthes; Cestoda; Diphyllobothriidea; Diphyllobothriidae
Source: the annotation of a GenBank genome assembly